UCCGGACCCGCGAUCCGGGGAGGCUUUCGCCUGGGGCGCCCGUCGAGCCGCCGCGUCGCUGUCCCCGCGCCCUGCCGCUGUCGCCCCAAACUUUGGCCAGCGCCUCCCGGGUUCGGUGCCAGGGACAAGCCAGGGAUUUUCAAGAUGAAUUAUACCAAGUCCAGCCCAUUGACAGAAUCGAUUGCAAUAGGUUUUACACCUGAGUUAGAAAGGAUCAUACCUGUGCCUUCCAAUGAGACCACAUGCGAAAACUGGAGAGAGAUACAUCACCUCGUUUUUCAUGUAGCAAAUAUUUUUUUCACGAUUGGGUUGGUUAUUCCAACCACCCUUCACCUUCAUAUGAUACUCCUUAGGGGAAUGUUAUCUAUAGGAUGUACCCUUUAUAUUGUCUGGGCCACUCUCUACCGAUGUGCCUUGGAUAUCAUGAUCUGGAACUCCGUAUUCCUGGGUGUCAACAUUUUGCAUCUGUCAUAUCUUUUGUACAAGAAAAGACCGGUAAAGAUUGAGAAGGAACUCAGUGGCAUCUACCGCCGACUGUUCGAACCACUCCGUGUGCCUCCAGAUCUGUUCAGAAGAUUAACCGGCCAGUUUUGCAUGAUCCAAACCUUAAAAAAGGGCCAGACGUAUGCUGCAGAGGAUAAAACCUCAGUCGAUGACCGUCUGAGUAUCCUUCUGAAGGGGAAAAUGAAGGUUUCCUAUCGAGGACAUUUUCUGCAUAACAUUUACCCCUGUGCCUUUAUAGAUUCUCCUGAAUUUAGAUCAACUCAGAUGCACAAAGGUGAAAAAUUCCAGGUCACCAUCAUUGCAGAUGAUAACUGCAGAUUUUUAUGCUGGUCAAGAGAAAGAUUAACUUAUUUUCUGGAAUCAGAACCAUUUCUAUAUGAAAUAUUUAGGUAUCUUAUAGGAAAAGACAUUACAAAUAAGCUCUACUCAUUGAACGAUCCCACCUUAAAUGAUAAAAAGGCCAAAAAGCUGGAACACCAGCUCAGCCUGUGCACACAGAUCUCCAUGCUGGAAAUGAGGAACAGCAUCGCCAGCUCCAGUGACAGUGACGAUGGCUUACACCAGUUUCUUCGGGGCACUGCCAGCAUGUCCUCUCUCCAUGUGCCGUCCCCACACCAGCGGGGCUCUACCAAGAUGAAGCCCAUCGAAGAAGGGGUAGAAGAUGAUGACGAGGUCUUUGAGCCCGUGUCUCCAAACGCACUGAAAGUCCAUCAGUUACCCUGACCAGAGAGAGAGGACAAGGGACCUGGAUGGAAUCUGUCUUGAAGAGAUCCUGAAAAAUACCAGCCCUUCCUCAUGGCUUCUUGAUUAGUCUGCUGUAGCACUGGUAGUCUGAGGGCUGGGAAGUGAGGAAGGGUCAAAGAUGGGAAGGUUGUUUUAGCUCUCCUUUUUAUUGAUCAGCUUUUUAAGCAAUUGUUUUACUGAGCCUUCUGACUAAACCUAGUUCUAUUUUGAGAUAUAUAUUUUCACAGUGUUUUCUAGAUAUAUUAUUGUUUUUACUUAGCACUCUGUCAAUGCAAAUGCCUUUUCACU
Messenger RNA from Enhydra lutris kenyoni (northern sea otter), 1536 nucleotides. RefSeq names its product blood vessel epicardial substance (gene POPDC1). The record is from RefSeq and is a predicted model, not a curated record. Gene Ontology annotation, molecular function: cAMP binding. Gene Ontology annotation, cellular component: sarcolemma. The transcript has 8 exons. NCBI's taxonomy places the organism in Eukaryota, Metazoa, Chordata, Mammalia, Carnivora, Mustelidae. The coding region runs from base 145 to 1227 and encodes 360 amino acids.